ACAAAAAGGGAACAAGACAAAGAUACAAGAGUUCAGACACAGUAACAUUCAAUUCAACUCAAGUUCACUUCACUGUGAACACCCAACAAGUCCUGCAAGCUUCAAUGGCACCCAUCCAGAAGAAAUCGAAGAAGGCCAAAAGGAAGAACAAGAAGUUGAAGAAAUGCAAAGAGGUGAACCCUGUUUCUGUUGAGCCCAGAACCAGUGAGACCGAUUGGUGGGAAUCUUUCUGGCACAAGAAUUCCACUGCCCCAGGAUAUUCUGUAUCUGGUGAUGAGGAAGAAGGGUUUAAGUAUUUCUUUAGGGUGUCAAAGACGACUUUUGAAUACAUAUGUUCUCUUGUGAGGCAGGACCUUAUAUCCAGGCCUCCGUCGGGGCUCAUCAACAUAGAGGGAAGGCUUCUUAGUGUUGAGAAGCAGGUUGCCAUUGCCCUUAGAAGGUUGGCAUCUGGUGAAUCUCAAGUCUCAGUUGGAGCUUCCUUUGGGGUUGGGCAGUCAACAGUUUCUCAGGUGACUUGGAGAUUCAUUGAAGCGCUUGAGGAACGUGCCACACAUCAUCUCAACUGGCCUGAUUGCAAUAGAAUGCAAGAAAUCAAGUUUGGUUUUGAAGCAUCUUAUGGGUUGCCUAAUUGCUGUGGAGCCCUUGAUGCCACACACAUCAUGAUGACCCUUCCAGCCGUCGAAACCUCUUAUGAUUGGUGUGAUCAAGAGAAGAAUUACAGCAUGUUGUUUCAGGGAAUUGUUGAUCAUGAAAUGAGAUUCAUUGAUAUCAUGACAGGUUUGCCUGGCGGCAUGACAUUUUCCAGAUUUUUGAAGUGUUCAGGAUUCUACAGACUUUCGCAGAACGGGGAGCGUUUAAAUGGGAAUGUAAGAACUUUAGGAGGAGAUGUGAUCAGAGAAUAUGUAGUUGGUGGGUACAGUUAUCCUCUUCUUCCAUGGCUUAUGACACCUUAUGAAACAAAUGGCAUAUCAGAUUCGCAAUCCACUUUUAACUACAAACAUGGAGCUGCAAGGCUACUUGCUGUGAGGGCUUUCUCACUGUUAAAGGGAAGUUGGAGAAUCCUGAGUAAGGUUAUGUGGAGACCUGAUAAGAGGAAAUUGCCCAGCAUUAUCUUGACAUGUUGUUUGCUUCAUAAUAUAGUCAUCGACUGCGGAGACACAUUACAUCCAGAUGUUGCCUUGUCUGCUCAUCAUGAUUCAGGAUAUCAAGAACAGUAUUGCAAGCAAGUUGAUCCUUCAGGAAGGACUAUGCGAGAAAAUUUGGCCAGACAUUUACGACAUGGCAAUUAGAUGUUCAUGGUACUUUUGUUACCUCUAUUCAUCUAAUUUAGAAUUUGACUUCUGGCCUCCAGCUUUAUGUUGUUGAACUUGGAAACCGAGAUUUCUUUUUCUUGUUGCAAGUUGUGAAUAAGUAAAGCUUAUUUUAUACC
This is a messenger RNA of Lotus japonicus, 1429 nucleotides long. Its product is annotated as protein ANTAGONIST OF LIKE HETEROCHROMATIN PROTEIN 1. The coding region runs from base 105 to 1289 and encodes 394 amino acids. The transcript is spliced from 2 exons. The record is from RefSeq and is a predicted model, not a curated record. NCBI's taxonomy places the organism in Eukaryota, Viridiplantae, Streptophyta, Magnoliopsida, Fabales, Fabaceae. Gene Ontology annotation, cellular component: ESC/E(Z) complex; PRC1 complex. Gene Ontology annotation, molecular function: chromatin binding.